AUGGCCGACCUACCGGGCUUCGGCCACCGCAAGUUCAGCAUCAACCGUAACACGGGCGUCCCUCGGCCUUGCCGCCGCUUCUCUGUCGGAGAGCCGGGGCUGAAUGAGGCAAGCAGUAAGGUGCAUCGCCAAUUUAGAGCCGCUCACGAAGGCCAUCUCCCCCAUGCUGGGCUCGAUGCUACCAGAGCUUCGACUGGUGUCGUAUGGUGCACUGAGCGAGCUGCUGAGCAUGGCUUCCUCGACGAGCCCGACAAAUGGGCGAAUCUGGGCCAGGGCGCGCCUGAGGUCGAUGACGACAUUGAAGGCUGUUUCCCCCGGCCCAACCACAUCGACAUCUCCACCGCCAGCCGCGAGUACGGUCCCACUGCCGGUAUCAAGCCUCUGAGGGAGGCCGUCGCGCGCCUGUACAACAAGAUGCAUCGCCAGGGCAAGGCCAGCCAGUAUACCUGGGAGAACGUGGCCAUUGUUCCCGGCGGCCGUGCCGGUCUCAUCCGCAUCGCUGCCGUCCUGAACAAUGCCUAUGUCGGCUUCUUCAUCCCCGAUUACACGGCGUACAACGAAAUGCUCUCGUUGUUCAAGAACUUUGCCGCUAUCCCCGUUCCUCUCUCAGAAGAAGACGGCUACCACAUUCAUCCCGAGAAAAUUGCCGAGGAAAUUGCCCGCGGAACCAGCGUCAUAAUCACGUCCAAUCCCCGGAACCCGACCGGCCGCGUCGUGAAGAACCCGGAAUUGGCCGAGAUCCAGGACAUCUGCCGUGAACGCGAGCAUGAUGUAAUUGUGAUUCGUGAAGCCACUUUGGUUAGUGACGAGUUUUACGCUGGCUACAACUACACGAGCGACUGUGAUGGUACCACUAUCAGCGCCGCAGAGAACGUUAUCGACGUCGACGAGGACGACGUCCUGAUCAUCGACGGCUUGACCAAGCGCUUCCGCCUGCCCGGCUGGCGCGUGGCCUGGAUUCUCGGUCCCAAGGAAUUCAUCAAAGCAAUCGGCUCCUGCGGCUCGUAUCUCGACGGCGGCACUAACGUGCCUUUCCAAGAAGCCGCCAUCCCGAUGCUCGAGCCGUCCCUCGUAAAAAAGGAGAUGGCCGCGCUGCAGCAGCAUUUCCGCGCCAAGCGCGACUACGUCGUCCAGCGCCUGCGCGACAUGGGUUUUACCAUCCGCCACGUGCCCGACUCGACUUUCUACCUGUGGCUCAACCUCGAGGGCCUUCCCGGUCCCAUCUCGGACGGCCUCAACUUCUUCCAGGCCUGUCUGGAGGAGAAGGUCAUUGUCGUGCCGGGCAUCUUUUUCGAUCUAAACCCCGCCAGGAGACGCGAUCUGUUUGAUAGUCCGUGCCAUCACUUUGUGAGGUUCUCGUAUGGGCCGAGGAUGGAUGUGCUCAAGAUGGGGUGUGAUGGGAUUGAGCGGGUUGUUAACAAGUUCAAGAACUUGGUGAGCCACUGA
Messenger RNA from Parathielavia appendiculata, 1446 nucleotides. RefSeq names its product PLP-dependent transferase. NCBI's taxonomy places the organism in Eukaryota, Fungi, Ascomycota, Sordariomycetes, Sordariales, Chaetomiaceae. The transcript is spliced from 11 exons. Gene Ontology annotation, biological process: biosynthetic process. The record is from RefSeq and is a predicted model, not a curated record. Gene Ontology annotation, molecular function: pyridoxal phosphate binding. Bases 1 to 1446 code for a protein of 481 amino acids.